Messenger RNA from Aspergillus alliaceus, 1360 nucleotides. Its product is annotated as aromatic ring-hydroxylating oxygenase subunit alpha. The coding region runs from base 1 to 1251 and encodes 416 amino acids. Gene Ontology annotation, molecular function: iron ion binding; 2 iron, 2 sulfur cluster binding. The transcript is spliced from 2 exons. NCBI's taxonomy places the organism in Eukaryota, Fungi, Ascomycota, Eurotiomycetes, Eurotiales, Aspergillaceae. The record is from RefSeq and is a predicted model, not a curated record.
AUGGCAAGCUCACUGCUCCACUACUUCAACUUCGGCAGCAACUCGGCCAAAGACCCAGGCCAAGAGAAAGACACCCCCGUGCGUGCUUUGCCCGCAUCAUGGUACACCUCGCCAGAGAUGUACGAGCUCGAGCGACGUGCCAUCUUCUCCAAGCGGUGGCUCUUCAUCACCCACAGCACCCGCCUCAAGGAGACAGGCGACUGGCUCCGGUACGAGAUCGCCGGGUACGACUUCAUCCUCACACGCGAUCGCCAAGGAAACAUCAAUGCGAUGCAUAACGUAUGCCGACACCGAGCGUACCCCGUCAUCGAGAAAGAGGGUCACGGGAACAAUAAAAUCCUAGCGUGCCGCUAUCACGGGUGGUCCUACGGAUUGGACGGCAAUCUCGCCAAAGCACCCGGAUACCAGGAGCUGGAGUUCGACAAGGCGCAAAACGGCCUCUUCCGAAUCCACGUCAAGAUCGAUGCCAACGGUUUCAUCUGGGUCAAUAUGGAUGCGAAGGAGACGCCGGAGGUCCCUUGGGAAGAACACUUCGAUCAUGUGGACAAGCAAGCCCGGUAUAAAGACAACAACAUCAACUUCGACGACUACGACCUGGACCACACAUACGAGUUAGAUGGAGAUUAUAACUGGAAGAUAUUAUCAGACAACUUCAACGAAUGCUACCACUGCCCUACGACUCAUCCAGAUAUCCCGUCAUUCUUGAAUCUGGGCUCAUUCGACAGCGACGUCAAGGAUGGCCAUAUCCAGCACCAUUGCAUCUCCACCCCCGAACAACUGGCCAAGGGACUCAAUGUCGCGAGUACAUAUUACUUCCCUAACUCGUCUAUGUCUGUUUCUGCCCACUUCAUCAUGGUCCAGAAAUUCCUCCCAAAGAGCCCUAACAGGUCAACCAUGUCUUAUGAGAUCUACCGCAACCGCAACUCCUCAGACGAGGACUUCAAACUCAUCAGCGAAAUGUACGCGCGCGUCAUGGCCGAGGAUAAAGUGCUCUGCAUCAACGCGCAGAAGAAUCUCGACCGCGGCGUCUUCGUCAACGGUCAGCUGCACCCUAAGUACGAGAAAGCGCCGCUCUUCUUCCAGAGUACGGUGCGCGAGGUCAUCACAGAGCACUAUAACCGCGAGAAGGCCGAGGGAAAGGAGAUUUGGCCUGCAAGACAGAAGUUGCCUGGUAAUGCGCAGGUGAGUGAGUCGGAUGAGGCGAUUUGUGCGGGCAUUAGCUGUGGCGCGAGGAAGGUUUUGGCGUGGUGAUGAUCUUUGUUUUGCUUUUAGCGUUGUUCGAGGGAUCCUUGUUUGUAAAUUGUUUCGUAGUGGCAUUUUUAAUGUGAUUUGGCCUGGAUGUGAUUCAUACGAGAAAAGG